AUGAAGAAGGCGGGCCUGAUGUGUAAACCCACAAAUUGCGAAAUCCUCAGAGACUCCAUAAAAUAUCUGGGCCGCCUUGUGGAUAAGCAUGGAGUGAGACCGGAUCCCGAAGCGGUCGAGGCGUUCUUGACUUGGAAGGCACCUAAGACAGACAUACAACUGAUGAGCUUUUUGGGGUUUGCUAACUAUUAUCGAGAGUUCAUACAGGGAUACGCCGAUAAGAUAUACCCCAUGCAGCAGUUGAUGAGAAAUAAGGGCAAAACAUUCACUUGGACUGAGGAGGCACAAGUUUCAUUUGAAAACAAUAAACGUGAACUUUGCGAGGCACCGGUCCUCGGAAUGCCAACAGAGAAGUGGAUGUUUGUGUUAGACACGGAUGCAUCAGUGGUCGCGAUAUUGGGCAUACUUCAUCAGGAGCAAGAGUGA
Messenger RNA from Symsagittifera roscoffensis, 426 nucleotides. RefSeq lists its product as uncharacterized. The record is from RefSeq and is a predicted model, not a curated record. The coding region runs from base 1 to 426 and encodes 141 amino acids. The transcript has a single exon. NCBI's taxonomy places the organism in Eukaryota, Metazoa, Xenacoelomorpha, Acoela, Convolutidae.